UGGAAGUCGGGAACGACUAUUCACACAGCUGUCUGACCAUCAAGAAACUUUAACAAGCAGGAGAUCAGGGUGGUCGUCCUAAAGGGUCAGGAGCGCCCACCGUCUGAGGCCUUGGAAAUCACCAUAUCGCAACCGCAACCUUCCCCUGCUAUCCCCACACGUUUUGUCGAAGGCAAUGUAUUCUUACGUGGCCUCGAGCAUGUUCGGCGACGAAUCGCACGGUCUCACAUAUAACAACUUACAGCGACCUUGUGUUUCCAACGAUGUGCAGUCGUCUGAGCUCAACACACCCCCACCGUGCCUCCCAGUAACACAAACGUUCAGUCACAACACGCAAUCCUACUAUUCAGUUAUAAAAGAAUACGAAUGUGCCAUCAAGCACAAUGCAGAGCUCUGGCUAGAACUACGCAAGGCCAAAGAAGACGCUGAAUGCGCGGACAAAGCAGCGCGUGACCUUGCGGCUUGGAUGCACGAUGAACGACAGGGACUUCUCCAGAGAAUAGCUGAGCUGCAAGCAACCAAUGAUCAGCUCCGCAUCGCAGUCAAAGAACAGAAGCCCAAAGGUCGCCGUGAGAAGCGCUCAAGGAAGUAUGUUCCAGUCAAACCGCGACAUCCAUAUAAAUUCUCCGAGGAUGCAUUGUUCUCUGUUGACGACUAUCUCGGCAUGGAGGAAGAAAUUGUGGUACCCGGAGAUAACAGAAUCGAGGUAGAGAUGACAAAAACUUGGGGGCUGAAUGUGGUAGACGAGGAAGAAGACUCUUAUACCCCUCCCGAUGCCAGGGAAUCUUCUUCGAUAAUGGAUCAGGUCGAUGAGCUAAUUGCCGAAGAGAAGAGAAGACUGCCUAUUACUGAGUACUUCGGUCAUUCGAUGCACUUCGGUCAGUAAAUGAACCUCAACCUGGCAAGAGUGUCAUACACCAGGUCAUAGCAGGACACGACAUGGUGGGCUUCCAGUAGAG
Molecule: messenger RNA, 959 nt
Organism: Dothidotthia symphoricarpi CBS 119687
Lineage: Eukaryota; Fungi; Ascomycota; Dothideomycetes; Pleosporales; Dothidotthiaceae
Exons: 3
Coding region: 176-886 (236 amino acids)
Source: RefSeq, a predicted model, not a curated record